AUGACGGAACAUGAUCCUUCGGACGCGAAUGCCCCCUUGCUCUCGAACGAUGCUGUCACUAGCCAUUCGCAUCAACAUGAUGACGAUAUCCAUACCCCGGAUUUGGAGCUAGGAUACUCGGGAGGCUGGUUCAUCUGGAUCUUAACAUUUUCAGCCGGGAUUAGUGGACUUUUGUUUGGAUAUGACACCGGGGUUAUUUCGUCCACUCUCGUGUCCAUUCACUCCGAUCUAUCUCAUCGCCCCCUUAAUACGUUGGACAAAAGCCUGAUCACGUCUUGCACGAGCUUAUUUGCAUUGAUUGCAAGCCCGGUUGCAGGAGUCAUGGCCGACAGGCUCGGCCGUCGGAAAGUCAUACUGGUUGCAGAUGCACUGUUCGCGCUCGGUGCAUUGUUACAGGCCGCUACCAGCGAAGUAUCGGGCAUGAUAAUUGGGAGGAGCAUUGUUGGCUUGGCUGUCGGCGGUGCUAGCUUGGUGACUCCAUUGUAG
Aspergillus melleus is the source of this 486-nucleotide messenger RNA. RefSeq lists its product as uncharacterized. Gene Ontology annotation, biological process: transmembrane transport. Lineage: Eukaryota; Fungi; Ascomycota; Eurotiomycetes; Eurotiales; Aspergillaceae. Gene Ontology annotation, molecular function: myo-inositol:proton symporter activity. The transcript has 2 exons. The record is from RefSeq and is a predicted model, not a curated record. The coding region runs from base 1 to 486 and encodes 161 amino acids. Gene Ontology annotation, cellular component: membrane.